AGCAAUGAAUCCACUCGACCAUAACCUACGCCACCGACGAGUUAAAAGUUAGUGAUCCACAUAAACCUAUUCCUAUCUCGUACUUGUAUCAAGAGAUCAAUGGCGACCGUGCGAAGAAAUGGCUGAAUUGUUUUUUACUUCAAUGACAAAAUGUGGACAAUAUCAAGAAGAAGUGGAAAAGGAAGAAGAAGAACGUAAGGUUGCGAGCGGUAGUAAACGAAAAAUUCAAAACACAGCAACCUAUUUCUCGUUAAAGACUUUAACUACUCAUAAAAAGUGCUCUAAGUAUGAACUGUUUGUGAAAACGUAGUUGUCGGUAUGGAAAAUUGUGGAAGGCAAAUAAAACAAGCGCUAAAAAAGAAAAUUUUAAGAGGCAUUGAUAUUGGAGGUUAUGUAAAGGAAAGGAAAAUCAUUUUCGAAUUAUUAAAAAGAUCUAUUGACAAUGGCGAAUCAAAUUCGGCAUUAUUAAUAGGUCAACGCGGCUCCGGGAAAACAACAUUGGUAAACAACAUUAUAGAAGAACUGCAAAAUGACAUCAGUUUUGAAGAGAAUUGUUUGCUGGUACGUUUAAAUGGCCUCAUUCACACUGAUGAUAAGUUAGCAUUAAAAAGCAUAACAAUACAAAUGAAUCUUGAUAAUGCCGUGGAUGGGAAAGUGUUUGGUAGUUUUGCAGAGAAUUUAGCUUUUCUUUUAGCAUGUCUUAAAGCAGGGAAAAAAGAUAUAUCAAAAAGUGUGAUUUUUAUAUUGGAAGAAUUUGACUUAUUCUGUGCGCAUCACAAUCAAACACUCUUGUAUAAUUUAUUUGAUAUAUCCCAAAAUGCACAAACUUCAGUCUGUGUAUUGGGAAUAACAUGUCGUUUAGAUGUAAUUGAGUUGUUUGAAAAGCGCGUAAAAUCCAGAUUUUCACACAGGCAGAUUUUUAUAUUUAUGGAAAACAACCUGGACCACAGAAUAAAUUGCAUACUAAAUUAUCUUCAAAUUAGUAAGAAUGAUACAAGUUUGAAUAAAAAUGUUAUAAAGAAUUGGAAUAAUCAUCUAUUAGUCAUAACUGAAGAUAAGAACUUUAAAAACUUGAUGCAAAGACUAUUGGAUAUCGAUUUAACAGAGAGAAGCUUAAAAACCAUAUUGAUUUCAGUUGUAUCUCAACUCAGUCCACAAAAUCCUAAAUUAAAGGUAGAAAUGUUCCAAGAGCAAAUGAAGGAAUUUGAAAGAGAUGACACAGUUGCAAUCUUGGGAAGUCUUUCAGCAUUGGAAUUGUGUCUUCUUAUUGCAAUGAAGCAUCACGUGGAAAUUUAUGAUAAUCAGGCAUUUAAUUUUGAAAUGAUAUAUACAAGGUACAUGAAAUUUGUAGGAGCUAAUUCAAAUGUGCAAGCUGUCCCACGACCUGUUGUUAUGAAAGCCUUUGAACAUAUACAGAAUAUUGAAUUAAUUGCCCCCUGCAGUAAUACGACAUUCAAGUUACAAAAGGACUAUCAACCUUUUCGCCUGCACUUGACGUCUGACCAAAUAAUGGAUGCUGUAAAAAAUGUACCUCAUUUGCCAACAGAGUUAGUGCAAUGGGCAAACAGUUCAUUAGUGUAAGUUUUUAUUUUUAUUUCAUAAUGUAAAGGAGCAUUUUUUUUUAUUUAAUAAACAAUAACUUUAAAACCA
Molecule: messenger RNA, 1650 nt
Organism: Agrilus planipennis (emerald ash borer)
Lineage: Eukaryota; Metazoa; Arthropoda; Insecta; Coleoptera; Buprestidae
Gene: Orc4
Product: origin recognition complex subunit 4
Exons: 6
Coding region: 319-1581 (420 amino acids)
Biological process (GO): DNA replication; DNA replication initiation
Cellular component (GO): nucleus; nuclear origin of replication recognition complex
Molecular function (GO): ATP hydrolysis activity; ATP binding; DNA replication origin binding
Source: RefSeq, a predicted model, not a curated record